Molecule: messenger RNA, 868 nt
Organism: Vicia villosa (hairy vetch)
Lineage: Eukaryota; Viridiplantae; Streptophyta; Magnoliopsida; Fabales; Fabaceae
Product: EG45-like domain containing protein 2
Exons: 3
Coding region: 52-456 (134 amino acids)
Source: RefSeq, a predicted model, not a curated record
CAAGCAAAAACAUACUAGGUAGUAACAUAUCUCGGUUUGAAAAAAACAAUAAUGACGAAACUAUUUAUCCUUGUAAUAAUUUCAAGCAUAUUGUUCCAACAAGUGACCCUAAUUCUUACAGAUGUUGGUACUGCUGCUUCUUAUGGACCUCCAUAUAUACCUACUUCUUGUGAUGGAAGUAGGAGAGAGCAGUUUCCACCAGGUAACAUAUUUGUGGCAGUGAAUGAAGGGUUAUGGGAUAAUGGUGCAGCAUGUGGAAGAAGAUAUAGAGUGAGAUGUGUGAGUGGAAUCAAUAAGCCAUGCGAAGGUGGUAGUAUUGAUGUUAAAGUUGUUGAUUCUAUUACUUCUUGUUCAAAGUCUUCAUGCCCCCACACUUUUCACAUGUCAACUGAAGCUUUUUCAGCAAUCUCACGUUUUCAAAAUGCAAAUAUCAAUAUUGAAUAUAUUCAGAUAUGAUGGAUAUAGGAAAUUCGACUGAGACUAUAGCUUAAAUGUUGCAGAAAUUAGUGCAAAUUGAGAAGAGUAAUGUGUAACACAAGUAUAUGGGAAUUGAAUAAGUACACGAUAUAGAUUUUAUGCAAUAUAUAAUCUUUUGAAUGUUUGCUUUUUCUCUUUUAAAAUUUAUAGCAUUUCUCAUGAUCCACGUAUUCUAAGAAGUAGCAAAUUGAUUAAUGUUUUUCUCAAGUUUUCACUUUUUUAAUCGAUGUACAUUAUUAUAAAAAAUAUAUUUUAUCUUGAAUGUGAAAUACAUUUAACCUCGGCGACUGAAAUGAGGUAACGAAGGGUGUUAUGAAAAGUUGUCACUUUACCUUUCGAUAAAUAAAAAACCGAAGAUUUAAGUUAUCUUACAUGGAUUUGAACCCUCACA